Messenger RNA from Nanorana parkeri, 1570 nucleotides. RefSeq names its product neuronal differentiation 2 (gene NEUROD2). Bases 257 to 1330 code for a protein of 357 amino acids. Gene Ontology annotation, biological process: regulation of DNA-templated transcription; nervous system development. Gene Ontology annotation, molecular function: protein dimerization activity. The record is from RefSeq and is a predicted model, not a curated record. NCBI's taxonomy places the organism in Eukaryota, Metazoa, Chordata, Amphibia, Anura, Dicroglossidae. The transcript has 2 exons.
CCCCCCUGGGACCCAAAUCUCCCUCAAUCCAACCGCACGUCAAUCAGAGGCUCCCGUGUGAUCGCUCCCGCGGAUGACGUGCCAACCAUAUGGCCUGGCAUCAGAGCUGGUACCAUGACUCGGUAGACAUGCCACCCUCUCCUCCUUUUGGAUUGCACUCUGAAGGAGCCUGAGAACCUCAAGGAGACUCUUCUACUCCCAGAAGAUGCUGCGAACCAUGCCAUAAAUUUCUUUAGCGCCUUGCUCUGGAGCAAUCAUGUUGACCAGGCUGUUCAGCGACACCGGUCUGAUUCCUGAGGUGCAGAAAUUUGCCUCCUGGACCGAUGACUGUGAUGAUGAUGAUGAUGAUGAGGACAUCAGCGACAAGGACGAGAGAAGUGAGAAGAGCCUACAGGAGGUCCACACAGAGGGCUCUCUGAGUGAAAGCAAGGAGGAUGGAGAUAUUGGUGGGGAAGACGAUGAGGAGGAAGAGGAGGAAGAGGGGGCAGAGGAGAAUGAGGGUGACAGGCCCAAAAAACGAGGGCCCAAAAAGAGAAAAAUGACCAAGGCCAGGAUGGAGAGGUCGAAGGUGAGAAGACAGAAGGCCAACGCGCGAGAGAGGAACCGCAUGCACGACCUGAACUCAGCACUGGACAAUCUCAGGAAGGUCGUUCCAUGCUACUCCAAGACCCAGAAGCUGUCCAAGAUCGAGACCCUCAGGCUUGCUAAGAACUACAUCUGGGCCCUUUCUGAGAUCUUAAGGUCUGGGAAAAGGCCUGAUCUAGUCGCCUACGUGCAAACCUUGUGCAAGGGUCUCUCUCAGCCCACCACCAACCUCGUGGCUGGCUGUCUGCAGCUGAACUCCAGGAAUUUCCUGACGGAGCAAGGUCAAGAUGCUGGGAGGUAUCAUGGCCCCAAUUCUUCUUUUGCCAUGCACCCUUACAGUUACCAGUGCUCCCGGGUCUCAGGCUCUCAGUGUCAGUCUAGCUCAAUGCCCAGCUCCCAUGCCCUGCGGAGCCACGGCUACUGUGGCACAUAUGAUUCCAUCUAUGGUAACGCAUCUCCGGACUACAACAGCUCUGAGUAUGAUGCCCCCUUAAGCCCACCACUGUGCAUUAAUGGCAAUUUCUCCCUCAAACAGGACUCAUCCUCGGACAAUGAUAAAAACUACCACUACUCUAUGCACUACUCCGGCCUUCCAGGCUCCAGGCCUUCCGGGCACGGCUUGCUGUUUGGAUCUUCUGGGAUGCGCAGUGGAGUGCACUCUGAGAACCUGUUGCCUUAUGAUAUGCACGUCCACCACGAUAGGGCCCCUAUGUAUGAAGAACUCAAUGCGUUUUUCCAUAACUGACCAAUCCUGUUCUAACUUUUUCAUGUGUCACUGACUGUACAACUUGUGCCAAGAAAUUUGGAAGGGCCAGUGGGGUAACAGUGCCUGGUGAACAAUCUUUCAUGCAGCCAAAUGUAUGAUGCUGGAACUUCUGUCCUAUAUUUGAGUUACAUUUGGAGACCCAAGUGUUGUUCUUGAUGACCCUGCCAUCCUAGAGUCAUUCGAUUUGUUUAGAGGCCCUAGUGUAGACCACCCAGCAGA